Episyrphus balteatus (marmalade hoverfly) is the source of this 1043-nucleotide messenger RNA. Its product is annotated as brachyurin-like. Bases 27 to 884 code for a protein of 285 amino acids. Lineage: Eukaryota; Metazoa; Arthropoda; Insecta; Diptera; Syrphidae. The record is from RefSeq and is a predicted model, not a curated record. Gene Ontology annotation, biological process: proteolysis. Gene Ontology annotation, molecular function: serine-type endopeptidase activity. The transcript is spliced from 4 exons.
AAAUUCGAACAGUAGGUAUUUACAAAAUGAAACUUUUAGUUUUGGCACUGUGUGUUGCCUCUGUGGCAGCCACAAUUGAUUGGGAUACUAUUGUUCCAGAAGAUGGUGAUGAUCAAAAAAGUUUAAACCUUCCAGAAGAACCAAAAGAAGAGGGUCGUAUUGCUAAUGGAAAUCUUGCACAACCUAAGCAAUUCCCUUAUCAAGUUGGAUUGAUGGUACACUUGCAGAAAAAAAAUGCCUUGUGUGGUGGUACUUUAAUUUCUAACCAAUGGGUACUGACUGCUGCUCAUUGUACUGAUUCAAUUGACUCUGCUGACGUUUACCUUGGAGCUUUUGAUCGUACCAAUCGUAAGGAACAGGGACAACAAGUUAUUCGCGUUACUAAAAAGGAUAUAAUUAUCCAUGAGCAUUGGAAUCCAGUUUCGGUUCAAAAUGAUAUUUCAUUGAUUAAAUUGCCUAAACCCAUAGAAUUCAAUGAAUACAUUCAACCCGCUCAGUUGCCAAAAUUCAGUGUAUUUUUUUCAAGCUAUUCUGGAGUAAAUGCCAUUGCUUCAGGUUGGGGACGAACCGGUGAUUCUGCCACAAGUUCAACUGAUAAGCUUCAAUGGGUUCAAGUUCCAAUAAUGGACAACUCAGAUUGUUUAACCUACUUUGGAGGAUCAGUCAGGGAUACGAAUAUUUGUAUUAACACCGCGGGACAUAAAUCCACUUGCAAUGGUGAUUCUGGUGGUCCAUUAGUAUUGGCUGAUAAUAGUAACACAAUAAUUGGAUUAACAUCAUUUGGUGUUAAGUAUGGAUGUGAAGUUGGAUGGCCAUCUGUGUUUACACGAGUAACUUCUUAUUUGAGUUGGAUAUUUAUCAAUACUGGAAUUUAUAACGCUUAAGAAAUAAAAAAAUUGUUUUGACAUCUUUGGAAGCACAUUUUGAAUAAAACAAUGGAAAAUAUAGAAAAUGUGCACAUACAAUAUGUAUUUGAACUACAAUCAGUUAAUGUUAUUUCGUUUUAACAAAAUAAGAAUCGAAUUGAAUUGUAUGUUUGUUGA